Molecule: messenger RNA, 656 nt
Organism: Lingula anatina
Lineage: Eukaryota; Metazoa; Brachiopoda; Lingulata; Lingulida; Lingulidae
Molecular function (GO): protein binding
Source: RefSeq, a predicted model, not a curated record
CAGAUCGAUACGGGACCAAGAAGGUCAGCUGAACAAACCGUAUCUCAGGUGAAUAGUCCUGCCCAGUGGCUGCAUCUCGUUAAGGCACACUCACGAUGUCGUCCCCUCUCCACGACGCUGCAGAGGUAGGAGAUAUCGACAAAGAGCGUCGCCUGCUAGAAAGUCAAAUAUACUAUGUAAACGAGAGGACAGACAUGGGUGGAUGGGGUGGACUUGAUGGCUGGACACCUCUUCAUUACGCUGCUUUGUGUGGUCACUGUAAUGCCGCAGCUCUCCUCAUCCAGCACGGAACUGAUCCCUCCAGUACUGACAAGGAUGGCAGGACGCCUCUUCAUUGCGCUGUUAUAUGUGGUCACUACGAUGUAGCAGCUCUCCUCAUCCAGCACGGAGCUGAUCUUUCCAGUACAGACGAAUAUGGCUGGACGCCUCUUCAUUACGCUGCUGAGGGUGGUCACUGCGAUGUAGUAACUCUCCUCAUCCAGCACGGAGCUGAUCCCUCCAGUACUAACAAGCUUGGCAGGACGCCUCUUCAUUGCGCUGCUAGAGUUGGUCACUGCAAUGCAGUAACUCUCCUCAUCCAGCACGGAGCUGAUCCCCGCCGUGAAGACAUUGUAGGAUGGCGGGACGCCUCUUCAUUACGCUGCUCAUUUUGGUGA